Messenger RNA from Thlaspi arvense, 2326 nucleotides. The record is from the annotation of a GenBank genome assembly. NCBI's taxonomy places the organism in Eukaryota, Viridiplantae, Streptophyta, Magnoliopsida, Brassicales, Brassicaceae.
GGAAAUUAUAUUAUAUAUUACGAAUAAGACAUUAUUUGAUUAUUAAUCGAAAAUUGGGGAAUGACAGUGUGAAACAUAAUAUAUGGCUAUGAAGAAUAAUAGAGAUUCAUUGGAGAGAGAGAAAGAAGAGAAUGUGUAAAAGAGAAAUGGUGCCAGCUAUGAAUUUGAAGGAUCAAAGCUUUCUCUGAAGGCCAAAGCUGUCAUCUAUCUUUCUCUCUCUUCCUUAUAGUGCUCUGUUUCUCUCCACAUUCACAGACACACACACUCUCUCUCUCUCUUCCUCUGUUCCUUUACAUUCACUUCUCUCUCUUUGUAAAUCUUGGAGGAGAAGAAGCAAGGAAUUUUGGGGGGAGAGAUUAAAAAGCUUCGACGCAUUGAAGAUUUGAGUCUUCUUGAUGAUUUCAAUCGAUUGAAUCAAUUCAAAAGCUUUUUCCAAACCAAAAUCAAUGGCGGUUCAUCCUAACGUUAAUAGCGAUAAGAAGCACUGGUGGUUCACUCAAAGAAAGCUUGUUGAUAAGUACAUUAAAGACGCAAGGACUUUAAUGGCAAGUGAGGAGCUAAACGACGUCACUUCAGCUGUUUAUUUACUUGACGCAGCGUUGUCCAUAUCGCCGCGUUUCGAGACGGCGUUAGAGCUUAAGGCUAGAUCUCUGCUCUUCCUCCGUCGUUUCAAAGAAGUCGCCGAUAUGCUUCAGGAUUAUAUUCCCAGUCUUAAGCUGGCCGUUAACGACGAAGAAGCAUCUGCUUCUUCCGAAGGCUCCUCCUCCUCCUCCUCUUCCUCUCGCGACGGAGUUAAGCUUCUCUCCGACGCGUCGUCCCCGGGACGCGACUCGUCGUUUAAAUGCUUCUCUGUUUCUGAAUUGAAGAAGAAAGUGAUGGCAGGGAUAUGUAAGAAAUGCGACAAAGAAGGGCAAUGGAGGUACGUUGUGUUGGGGCAAGCUUGUUGUCAUCUAGGACUAAUGGAGGAUGCGAUGGUUCUGCUUCAAACCGGAAAACGCCUCGCCUCCGCCGAGUUUCGUCGCCAGAGUGUUUGCUGGUCCGACGAUAGCUUCAUUCUCCUCUCCGAAUCCUCUUCCGCGUCUCCACCACGCAACCUCACGGAGGGUGAGAAUUUCACUCACCUUCUCGCUCACAUAAAACUCCUCCUUCGUCGUCGCGCCGCUGCAAUCGCCGCACUCGAUGCUGGACUUUUCUCUGAGUCAAUCCGUCACUUUUCGAAGAUCGUCGAUGGCCGUCGCCCUGCGCCUCAAGGAUUCCUCGCUGAAUGCUAUAUGCAUCGAGCCGCGGCGUAUAGAUCCGCCGGUCGAAUCGCGGAGGCGAUCGCCGAUUGCAACAAAACUCUAGCUCUCGAACCAUCGUGCAUCCAGGCGCUGGAGACUAGAGCCGCGCUUCUAGAAACAGUACGGUGUCUUCCAGAUUCGCUCCACGAUCUAGAACACUUGAAGCUUCUCUACAACACAAUUUUGCGAGAUCGGAAACUUCCAGGUCCGGUAUGGAAGCGGCACAAUGUGAAAUACAGAGAGAUCCCGGGAAAAUUGUGCGUAUUGACAACGAAAACGCAAAAACUGAAGCAGAAAAUCGCAAACGGAGAAACUGGGAACGUCGAUUACUACGGUUUGAUCGGAGUGAGACGCGGAUGCACCAGAUCAGAGCUCGACCGAGCUCAUCUAUUGCUGUGCCUGAGAUACAAACCCGAUCGGGCCUCGUCUUUCAUCGAACGGUGUGAGUUCACCGAUCAGAGUGACGUCGAUUCGGUUAGAGAUCGAGCGAGGAUGUCUUCGUUGCUGCUUUACCGUUUAAUUCAGAAAGGAUAUUCCGCUGUGACGGCGAUCAUAGCCGAGGAGGCGGCGGCGGAAGAAAAACGCAAAAAAAACAUUGCGGCGGCUCAGGCUCAAACGCCAAUGCACAAGACCGAAGAGCGUAAACCGGUUGGAAAAUCCGGUUUGACUAAGAUAGCCGGGUUCAGUGAACCGAAAGCAGUGGGAAAAUCUAAGAUAACAGAAAAUACUGAACCGAAACCGGUAAAUUCCAAUGCGUACCAAGGAGUUUUCUGUAGAGAUCUUGCUGCUGUGGGGAAUCUACUAACCCGGGCUGGUUUUAACCAUCCAAUUCCGGUCAAAUACGAAGCUCUCACCUGCUAAAAAUUGAAUCCGUCAUUUUCUACAAAAUCUUUACGAUAUGAGUUAAGAUUUAUUAUUUAUUUAAUGUGGUCAAAAUAAAUAAAUAAAUUUAGCAGAGAAAAUAUUUAGUUUAUAGGCGUAAAAAUUUUAGCUUUUAUAUAGCAAUGUCAUAUGAAAGUUCAUAUGCAUGUGUAUGUAAUUUUGAC